Molecule: messenger RNA, 9712 nt
Organism: Onthophagus taurus
Lineage: Eukaryota; Metazoa; Arthropoda; Insecta; Coleoptera; Scarabaeidae
Gene: metro
Product: membrane palmitoylated protein 7-like protein metro
Molecular function (GO): protein binding
Source: RefSeq, a predicted model, not a curated record
AUGGACGUAAAUGAACCGUCUUACAUCACGCGUCAGUUUUCGAUAAAGAAAAUUGAUUGAUUCAUGGAUAUUUUAAAUAACAUCACCGCAAAACCCACCACGAAGGUAACGUAUAAACAUGCGGUUAUUUACGCAACUGCCUCAUUAUUAGAACAAUGACCGCAUUGAAACGUGGGGCCCUGCCGUUUAUUGAUCGCGCGAACGACAUACAACGCACCACGCAAUAUAUUUUUAACUUUCAACUGUAUUUUUGUUUAUUCAGCACGUUAUCGUAUUUCAAGAUAUGCAUAUUCUUCAGUUUAUGCUUUAUAAGUUUCCCAUACACUCCCUCCCUUUUUAUCCUAACAGUUAUUAUAGUUAAACAAUCCCUACUAUUGUUUUAUUUAUUUUAACGCUUACAGAAAAAGUUUAUUUUUUAUUCUUGCUAGAACUUUGCUUGUGGAACAGUCGUUAAUUAAUGAUUGUGAAGUAAUUUGUUGUGGGGUUUUUGUGUAGAAUGACAGCUGAGGUUAUGGCCAAUGGAACUAAAGAGAAAUGGGAUCCAGCUUUAUCAAGAUUAUUAACAUCUUUACAACAAGCUAACGAACUGCCCUCAACGGAUGAAGAAUUAGGUUUUCUGAGCGAUCUUCUACAAUCAAAAGAACUCCAUGCCCUCGUAAACGUUCACAAUAAGAUAAUUACUAAUGGAGCUAGCGAUAAGUUCUUCCCGAUCCUAUCGACAUCGAUGAAUGUUAUGUAUGAUGUCCUCCAAGUAAUUGCCUCGAGGACGAGUCUGUCGGAGGAUUGUAAAGAGUUAUUUUAUCUUUUCCAAAAACCACAUGUUCAAGGCUUGUUAUAUGCUCACGAUGCUGUUGCCCAAAAAGAUUAUUACCCACAUUUACCCGAGAUUCCUUUAGAAGUAGAUGAGGAUGAAGAAACAGUUAAAAUAGUUCAAUUAGUGAAGAGUAAUGAACCUUUGUCGGGCGCUCAGAGUGCCGAACCAAUCGUUGGAGCGACGAUAAAAACCGAUGAGAAAACUGCGAAAAUCGUUAUAGCUCGGGUAAUGCAUGGAGGUGCUGCUGAUAGAUCUGGAUUAAUUCACGUUGGUGAUGAAGUAGUUGAAGUUAAUGGAAUUAAUGUUGAAGGAAAAACACCAGGAGAUGUUUUAACAAUUUUACAAAAUUCUGAAGGUACAAUCACGUUUAAGUUAGUCCCAGCUAAUGGAAAAUCAUCAGCAAGAGAAAGUAAAGUAAGAGUGAGAGCUCAUUUCGAUUAUUAUUCAUCGUCAGAUCCAUAUAUUCCAUGUAAAGAAGCUGGGUUAGAUUUUGUAAAGGGAGAUGUUUUACAUAUUGUAUCACAAGAUGAUGGUUACUGGUGGCAAGCUAGAAAAGAAGGUGAUCGAAACAUGCGAGCAGGUUUAAUACCAAGUAGAGCACUACAAGAAAGAAGAAUAAGCUUAGAAAGAACUUUGGAUAAGGACAAAGAAAAUGGGCUGUGCUCUGUUUCAGCUUUGCCUGUGCUAUCCUGCAGCCAGUCCCCGAAAUCCCCCCGUUGCAUAUCCAAACCUAAAACUAAAAAAAUUAUGUAUGACAUAGCGGAAAAUGAUGAUUUCGAUCGAGAACACAUUGCCACCUACGAAGAGGUUGCCAAAUUGUAUCCAAGGCCAGGCAUUUAUAGACCAAUAGUGUUAAUUGGUGCGCCGGGAGUUGGAAGAAAUGAAUUAAAACGUCGACUGAUCGAUAUUGAUCCAAUAAAAUACAAAACACCAAUUCCAUUUACCAGUAGACCAAUGAAACCAGGUGAAGUAAAUGGAAAAGAUUAUUUUUUUGUAACUAGAGAACAAAUGGAAGCGGAAAUCGAAGAAAAUAAAUUUAUAGAAUACGGCGAAUAUAAAGGAAAUUUAUAUGGGACUUCCGCUGAUAGUGUUAAAGGUAUCGUUGGGCUUGGAAACGUUUGCAUAUUAAAUCCACAUUAUCAAGCGUUAAAAAUGCUUCGAACACCUCAAUUAAGACCUUAUAUUAUCUAUAUAAAACCACCGCCUUUAGAUGUUCUCAAACAAACAAGAGAGGCGAUGCAUGCCAAGUCCACUUUUGAUGUUAAUAGCGCUAGAGGAUUUACGGAUGAAGAAUUUACUGAUAUAAUCAAAUCUUCAUCCAGAAUCGAAUACUUAUACGACCAUUUUUUCGAUGAACAAAUCGUAAACGCCGAUUUAGCAUUAGCUUUUGGACAAUUAUUAGCCUCAGCAAAUCGUUUGGAAACUGAACCACUUUGGGUGCCUGCCUCGUGGGUACAGUAAAUUGUUACCCCAUUAAUGUUAAAUAUUCCAAAAACCAAAAAAAAAAUGAAAAAUGUUUAUUUUAUUAACUAUAUGUAUAGUUGAAUUAACAAGAAAUUUUUUUAUAAGAAUCGAUCAAAAGGAAAAUUCUUUUGAUGAUUUAUAUCCCAUCAAUAGAAUCCAAAAUCAGUUAAUAUUCGUUAAUAGCUAGAUGUUUUAGGAUUUAUGUAUAAUAACGAAAAGGUUAGAAUAAACUAAACUAUAAUUUUAAUUUAUAUAAAAACCAAAGAAAAUAUAUACGAAACCUAAUAAUGGAUAGGAAAAAUGGAAAUUAGAAAGAUGAAGUGAAAUUACCUUUUUUUAUAACAAAAAAAACACUUCCUUGUAUACAAUUAAAAAAUUUGGGAUUGAAUGGAUUAAAACUAAGGAUAAUCAGCAGUAGGUAAUAGAGAAGAACAAUAUUUGUUGAACUAUCUGGACAAAAUUAAACGUUAUAGGAGGUAAGACAAACCAAUUGCCUUUUUUUGUUAAAUUUAUAUUCACACUGACCAUACUAGGUCCAACAGUUACUUAGAUAAUGCCACUAACGAUUUGUUAUCAACUUUAUCUACAGGCAAUCGAUUAGUUAUUGAUGAAACGAGGUUUUAAUCAGAAUAUUUCUUUAUUUUUAAUCGCUUUUAACUCAUUUUAACUGACUACCAUAACAAUAUAAAUUCGUAACAUUAAAUUGAUUCGAUGUGUCCAUCUUAAAAGUGUUGUUGAAAUUUGUAAUGCACUGUAUUGCCCAGUACAAAUUUUCGUAAUCCAUUGCCCGAAUUUAACUUUAACUGAAAUCAUAUAAAGAAAUAACGUGACAAACAAGAAUUAUUUAUUUAAAUGAGGUAAAUUCAAAAUCUUUUUGUUUUUUUAAGUUUUUUUUUUAUUUUCUUAAUCAUAAAAGAGAGUAGGUUAAAUUGGUUUGUGAGAUUUUCUUUCUUUAUUGUUAGUGACUGAUACGAAUGAUGAAAAAUAUCGAACAGCUAAUCUUAAUGGUGUUGGAACAUUUCUUUUUAUUUUUCAAUGAGGAAUUUUACUACUUGAAUUCCACUUCUCGCCAAUUUUUUUGUAAAACCACAAAAACAUUAUACUAUAUUGCGAAACCUAAGAUAACUUAACAAGAGGACGAAGUAAUAUUUCUUGCCCCUUUUUCUGGAUACAACGUAUGAGGAUAAGUGUUGAUCAAUGCUAUUAACUCUGCGUGUGGUGUGAUUAUUAAUACCAUUUUUGGUUUCUUUGUUUUUUACGCAUUUUUACGUCCACCAAUCAAAUUUCCAUCUUAUAACAUUUAUUCUCAUCUAAAACCCCACUGUAUCUCUCAUUUUCAAUUUUUUAUUUUUCAAUUCAGAUUGUACUUAUUUUUGCGGCACUCGUAAUGUUUCAUAAUAAUAAACAUCAUAAGAUAUUGGAAUAUCUCGAAUCUGAUUCUUUUUCAGUGAAAUGUAUUGAAAAAUGUGUUCUUUGAUGUAAUUACAUUGUCAAAUUUUCUAUUCUAAUCUUCAUCGUUUAUUAAGAUUUGCUGGGAGGUGUAUAAGAAUGAAUUGUUUGUCCAAUAAUGACGGUAAUCAUGUUUCAUUUCUAGUAUAAGAAUAAUACAAUCAAAAAUAGUUUGAUUUCAAUUGGAUUUGUGUCUUACCCAGACGACUUUUUUUAUAUAGGAUGUUUCACUUAAAACUCCCAGGCCAAGUAUCCCUGGAAUGGGUUGUGAUAUUUUAGUUUUUGUAAAAAGUUGUUAGAGUACGUAAAUAACUCUCGUUUUUAAGUAUUAUUAUUAUUCAUUGUAUAAAACUAAAGGUUGCACUGCAAUCAAAACAAACUUUUCCUCCAUCAUAAAGUUUUGGUUAGCUGCAUGUGAUAGAAACAUCAAAAACUGUGCAACUUUCAUUAGUAACAUUGAUUUCAAUUAUUAGUAUGAACCAACAAGGUAGUCACAACAAUAGUUUCUAACAUAAAUAACAAAACAUUAACAAAACAAAUUAAUAAAGUAAAAAACAUAAUUACCUUUUAGCUUACUAAAUAAGUUUUUCAUCAUUAAUACGUAAUAGUUGAAAAUUCAUUUCAUUUUUAUGCACGCACAAUUCGAAUCAUCUGAUCAAUUCAAUAUAAUUACCAUUUGUACCAACCUAUUUUCCUGGAAACCUACAGUCCAGGUACUGAGUCACUCUCUGUGCGUUAUGUGGAAGUGCGUCAUGUUCUUGAAACCACAUCGUUCUUUUUAAUAAAUUAAAAUCAUAUUUAAUUUAUCUUAAUUAGUGAAAAGAACCAUUUUAAGUUAAAGUGUUUGCCGUUUAUUUUGACAUACUCAAAAUUAUUCCAUAAAACAUAAAUUCAUAAUAAAGUUUCUAUCAGGACUACUAAGUUUUUCAAAUUAAUAUUGAUAAGGAAAGUUGUACAGUUUUCGAUGUUCUAUGCAUCUAAUAAGUUUAAGUCUAAUAAGUUCGUGUUGAAGGAAAAGUUCCUUUUGACUACUGCGCCACCUUCAUUUUUGUACAAUGAAUAAUACGUAACAACUGAAGUCAUUUAGGUACUCAACUUCUUACAAAACUUAAAUAUCUCAACCCAUACUAGAGAUACUUGGUUGCGAGUUUUAAGUGAAAUACCCGGUACAUGCUGAUUUUAUUCAAAUCAAGAUAUUGGGAUUAAUAGUUAAAUAGUUCAUUUUAAAGAAGUUUAAUCUGAAUUUAAAACUGGAUUUUGUAUCGAAAAUAUUAAAUCUCCCGUUUUCGCCUUAAAUUUUAACUCUCUAACUAUAUUUAAUCUUAUUUCGUUGGAAACUAUUUUGAUAUAUCUCUGGUAUCUUUUUGAAACUCUAUUUUCAUAUUUGUACAUAAUAGUUAUCUAACUACCAAUCGCUGUUCUUAUACUGUUGAAUGCGUUACUCUACAUUAAAUACAGUGUUAUAUCACAUUUUCUGCCUCUUUGAAUAUAUUAACUCAAAAACAUGUAACAAAUAAUUAAUAACAUCAAACUUACCAUUAAAUAACUAACUUAUUAUUGACAGUGGAGUUUUUUUCAUAAUAUUCUUGAGGUAUCUUUCUAAAAAUUAGUACACAUCCCAAUCGUAUUAUUUGUUAUUAGUAGAGUGAGAUUAACUGUAGACACGCUGACAAACAUAAUACUCUUAUAAUUGUAAAACUGUUAGUUUUAUGGUAUUUGAAUCAGCAUAUUUAGUAGUAGGUAUUAUACAAUCAAAACAUAUUUUUUUAAUUUGGAAAAUUUUUGACAAGUUGGUCUCAAUAAAAUCAUUCUAUUCAAUUAUUGAACGUGGUAAUAACUCACAAAAUUCAGAGAAGUCUCAAAGUUGUUCCAAAAACUUAAAAUAUUGUUGAUCUAUUGAAUUAAUAAAAACCUCUAUAUUUCUUCGGCCUAGCUUAGAAACGAAAUUGCAAAAAUUAAUUUUACUAAUUUUUAACGAGUUGAUCAACAAUAUCAGCUUUAUAAAAUAAUUAUAUCUACACAUAAAUUUACGAAACUUCUUCAUUUAGCAUAUUAGAAGUUAUUAAGAACUAUUUAGGUUAACACUUUAUUUCAAACUUAUUACAAUAACAUUGUUUAAAUAUGAUAUUGAAAAGACUGGCGCAAGACUUUUUUAAGAUAAGAAAACAUUAUCGUUAUGCUAACGAUUUAAAACCUCUGGUUGUUAUAGAAAAUAAUUGAUUUUGGAUUCUGUAUAGUGCAUCAUAUGAGGUUAUUUCGAAUUAAAUAGUGUAUAAAUGAUUUUACACAUAAAGAUAAGUCGACACAAUUCUUAUGUAAACUUUGAUAGCUAUGAAUACAAAAGGGUUAUAUCUUCAAACCACAUUUUCCUUAAUAACAGACCGAUAAAAAUUGGUAAAUCUCAAAAGUUACAGUACAGACUAUUUUUUUUUAACAUAUUAGACGUGUUCAAUUCGAAUUUGAACUAAGAAUUGCUCCAUCACAAAAAGUUUUACAGAUAUCCUAACGUAAUGGUGUAAAGGAGUUGUUCUCAAAUUUAGUAAUUUAUUGAUUAAUAAAUUUAUGUUUAUUAUUUCAAAACAUUAUUAUGUAAUAAUUUCAUUAAUUUCUCUUACCAUUUUUUAUUAUUUUCUGAAGGAACAACGAUUCAAUCAAGAAUUUUAUUCUGAAUUUAUUAUUUUAUGUCAGGUCCUAAUAGGCGAUACAUAUCUAGAGUGGUCCCCAUCAGCUCUAUAAGGUUUAAAGACGAUAUUUAAAAAUCUGUUCCUUGAAGUGCGUCAAGACAAUCUUACAGGAGUUCUAAUCAGGCAGGCGAUAUCAUCAGCUUCUCUAGUAUUAAAUUGCAUUACUUUGGGAAGCAAAACUUUUUUUAACAUGUCUCUUUAAAAAAAUGAGGAGUCGAGAUCUCUACAAAGAAAAAAACACAUUAAACAAUGACUUCUUGGCUGUGAAAAGAUCGUUUGUGAACUUUUGUGGAUUACAACAAAUUUCCGUUGGGAUUCUUAUACAAUCUGCUGAUUUUAAUUCUUAAAGCAAUUCUUAAUCAAUCAAUAAGGCAACAUUGUAAGCGUUGAACGAAAUCUCUUUCAUGAAGUUUCAGAACACUACACAUUUUUCUGAACGUUACAAUUAGUUCCGUGCAAUACCAGAUUGGGUUUUUGCCGCUAUAGUUGUUUUUAAUUUUUGAUUUCAUCCGUAAAUUACUACUAUUUUUGGAGCUUCUCUAACUUAUCCAGUUUGGUUUUACUGAUGCAGACGUAAAUUGAUUAUUUCAUCAGCAUUCCUAAUCAAUUUUAAAAGAGCUAGUACAUCAUGCAUUUAGUAGCUGUUGAGUACGGUGUAGUAGCUGAUUUUGUUGUGUUAAUUGGAGCUUUCUUUGACCCCCAGCAUGGCUUUACACGUUUAUUUUGGAGUUUCUUUAUGCCAAAAUAAAAAUUACAAAAUCAAAAAAGUUGAAUUUUGACUUUUAUACAAAAAAAUCAUUCUUUACAAAGCAAAAUCGGCUAGAGCGAUUUUUUUAAAUAAUAAUUUUGUAUAAGGAAACUUUAAAAUUGUUUGCGUUAAAAUUAUGUUUGUUGUUGAAUCGCCGCAAUAGUUUUUGAGCUAAUCAUUUGGGGGGUACUAGCUUCGAAUUUACAGCAGAACUACAUCUUUGAUGCGCUACUGUUCUAAAGAUCUGAAACGAUUUCAAAUAAUAAGAAAAUAGUUAUCGACAUACAUUACUUGACAUUUUCAGUGUUAACAGUGAGCAUUUAGAAGAAGUUCGAAAACGUCCUCAUUAACAAAUGUAAUAGUCUCAGGACGAGCUGGUGUGGAUUCUGAGGAAAGGAAUAUUUUGCUACUAUAAAAUCCGUAGGGAGUUGGGUAUACCAUAUUUUUUCACAAGAACGAGUUUCUUCAGAGCUUUACUCAUUUUUCAUAUUAUUCUUAUUUUCUAUGUCCUUUUUCAUUCACAUAUAAAAUCUCUUCUGGGACAACUCCCUCUUUUCUUUAUUUCCUGGAAGGUCUACCGCUUCUUUGGUCACCUUUAGCAUUUCAUGAAAAAGCUCAUUACACUUUUUACAACUUAAUACAACCAUCUCCGUAAACGGAGGUUUGGCAAAACCUUCCUUAACAACUUCUCCUCAUCUUCGCCCUUCCACUGCUUCUACUUUUCUUUCACAUGCUCUGUUUCUUCUAGGCAAUGUUCCACUUCUUCAGCUUCUUUGCUCAGUUUUCUGGCAGUAAAAUUAUUCCACAUUAGCGUGCUGUCAUUUUUUUUUGUUUUGUGCUCUUAUUAUCUCUUCUUCCAGCGUUGUCAACAGAUUGUAGCAUUUGUUUUUAUUGUCAGCUUCAACCAGUUCAAAAAUGAAUAUUAUUUCAUGGUUUCUAUAACAUAUUGAAAUUAUUUACACAAAAAUAACGCGGGAACUAACAAAAUCUUCAUCUACAAAGAUAUCUUGUGGAAGUCUUCGUUUUAGGCGGUUAGUAUCUGUAUUAUCUAGUAUCUAAUAUUUCCUAGUUAAUGUUCUUGAACACUUGGACACUUUUGGCACUUUUUGAGGUUGUGUUAGUGUUUUCAAUGUAUCUGCGAGUUCUUCACAAACCAUGGGGCAUCUACGCAUAUUCUUAGUAUUUUAUUUGUUGAGCUCGAAACUGGGCAUGCAUAUACAGGUCUUUUUAACGAUUUAUAAAGUAUCAUAGCCCAUUCGAUCUUCAGUUUCGAUUUUCUUAAUAAUAGGAUAAAAUUCUUUCAGCCUUGCAUAUGCUUUGUUUAAUUUGUUAUUAAUAUGAUACUUCCACGUAAGUCUUUGAUCCAAAUUUCUUGUUCCUUAUUUUUCGAUUGAUAUUGUUGUAAGAUUUUUAACUUGUCUAAGAGUAGGUAAAUAUUAUGACCUUACAUUUAUUUGGAUUUAAGUUAACGCACCAAGUGGAUAACCAUUUAUGAAUCUUAUUUAUAGAAUUUUGGAGGUCUUGAAUGGAUUUUUUAAGAUUUUCAUUUCCGGGCAUUAUUAUUUAUUGUAAUGUCCUGCUGCUAAUAUUUCGUUAUGGCAUAUAUUCUCAUUUUCGCCGUGAAGGUGUUCUGAUUCUUGUCAGAUUCUUCACAUAAUUUUUAAUUUGAAACGCUCGCUUCAUGCUGUGUAACCACAUAACAUAGAAGCCAUUCGGAUAUUAAUGAUCUUUUACUCUUACUAAAUACAUGUUCCGAAUCUUUUGUACCGACUAUGUGUCCAUAUCCUUGCUCAUUCAUUUUCUUUUACUUUCUUUUUUACGUUUCUAAUUUUAUUAAAUAGCACCUUGGUCCAAACAACCAUUAUUACGGUUUUAACUGACAAAUAAGUUUUUGGGGUGGAGAAUUGGACAACGUUGACUACUUUGUAAAUUAAUUGCAUUUAUCUUAACCAAUUUAGAUCUAAAUUAUUAAGAAAUAUGUGGUUUCAAGUUAUCCCCAAUCACCUUAAUUUAUAAAUUAUUGCUGAUGUUACUUAAUUGGAAUACCUUAGAUACGCUUAAUUAAGAUAUUGUUGAUAAUUUUUUUUAAUUAUAAGUUUUCCUUUUAAUUUUUCAAUAAUUUAACUGAAAACGUAGAAAUUAUGUAACGCAUAUUUAUUAUUAUUUUUGAAUAAGCACUGUUAUAUCUCAAAAUUCACCAAAGAUAUUUAUAAAACCAAUGAGAAGUAUGGCAAUUGCCUAAAAAGAAAAUGAUUUAUUAUAAUUAUUAUAAAAAGAAAAGAAAUAGGCAAUAGCUGAUUGUUGAUUUCCGUUAUAAAACGAUAAAAUCGUAAUUAAUAAGUAAUGUAAUAUUUAGAGUUGAUUUAUAAUAUAGAUAUUACAAAAUAUAAAAUCGAAAAAUGUAAAUCUAAAAAAUGAAUAUUGUUACUUUUAGCAAAACGAAAGAGAUCCUGUUAGAAAUAACCACUGCCAUUUAAUAAAUACCUAACAAGAAUGUUGCGCGAUAAUUCUAAAAGUACAUAAAAAAAUCGGUGUUUACUGCUAACUAAGUAA